CUUUUGUAAAAUUUAAACUAAAAAAAUAUUAUUUUAGUCCAUUUAAUGAGACGCCUGUGGAUGAAAAUCGCCAAAAUGAAAUAAAUGACAGUUUAGGUAGAACAAUGUCAAAAUUUAAGUGAAAUCGAUCACAUAACAUGAGCAUAUUAGAUAAUUGUUACUUGCCAUUUCAAUCUAAAGAAUAUAUUUCGAAAGUCUGUUGCGAUAUCAUUGAGGAUAUCCUAAGGACAACAUACGACGAAGAAAAUCCCUUGACAACUGCCCUAGAAAAGUGUACACAAGGAACACAGACGGAUCCUAUUUGCGAGCGUCAGUCAGAAACAGUCGAGGAAAAUCACCGUAAGGCUGAUCCUUCGCCAAAUACUGCUCAGGGCUGGAAGAAAUGGUGGAAAUUCGAAAAUUGAGACUUGCUGUUGAAGACUGUUUUGAACCUUCUCAGGAACCCACUCUUUUUGAUGCAGACUUAUUUGAUAGAACCGAAGAAGACUACGAAUUUAUGCCAGCACUUGAAGAUUUCGAAGAAGAGGAAGACGACGACGAUACCGAUAAUUUUAUGAAAAACAUUAUUUCUCUGCGGAAAAUUCAAGACGCCCUUGAUCAUAUAGAAUUUACGCUAUCAGAAUUUAUGAUCAAGAAAAGAUUCACCUUCAUGGAUAGAAAUAUAUUUAGCUUGAAUAAUAGAGGAAUGAGAGACCAACAUCAGGAAGAUCCUCUGUUGGAAGAUCCGGAUUUACCGGAAAAUCUUAGAAGGGCAGCUUUUAUCAUGUCUCAAGGAGACAACAGACAACUAGAGGAUUUAAUAAGAACGGUCAAUCAGAAUAUCGUUGUUAAUGUCAAUAUGUCUUUUUAUUUCAAAAUCAUGAUUCUGAUGUUGACUGCUAAUACAGUGUUGUUGUUUAAGUGGAUUAUUUGGGAUCAAAUCUCAGAAUUAUUUUGUUAAAAGUUGUUUAUCUUGUAACAGUAAGAUUUUCUAUGUAUGUUAAUAAACGUAACAUUUUUCGAUUAA
Messenger RNA from Psylliodes chrysocephalus, 1006 nucleotides. The record is from the annotation of a GenBank genome assembly. Lineage: Eukaryota; Metazoa; Arthropoda; Insecta; Coleoptera; Chrysomelidae.